Penicillium bovifimosum is the source of this 1713-nucleotide messenger RNA. Its product is annotated as alpha-keto acid decarboxylase family protein. Bases 1 to 1713 code for a protein of 570 amino acids. The transcript is spliced from 4 exons. Gene Ontology annotation, molecular function: thiamine pyrophosphate binding; magnesium ion binding; carboxy-lyase activity. The record is from RefSeq and is a predicted model, not a curated record. NCBI's taxonomy places the organism in Eukaryota, Fungi, Ascomycota, Eurotiomycetes, Eurotiales, Aspergillaceae.
AUGGCGUCUACCGAUAUUGUGACUAGGGAGCUCAAGAAUCCCGUGGAUGUCGCCGAGUACUUGUUUCGGCGUCUUCAUGAGAUCGGAAUUCGCUCGUUGCAUGGUGUCCCCGGUGACUACAACCUGGUCGCAUUGGAUUACCUGUCCAAGGCUGGUCUCAAAUGGGUUGGAAACUGCAAUGAACUCAAUGCCGGAUACGCGGCCGAUGGCUAUGCGCGCGUGAAAGGUAUCAGCGCCCUGGUCACGACGUUCGGCGUCGGUGAGCUGUCCGCUCUCAACGCUAUCGCAGGCGCAUACUCCGAAUUUGUUCCAGUCAUCCAUAUCGUUGGCCAACCCACCACAAAGUCGCAGAAGGAUGGAAUGUUACUGCAUCAUACUCUUGGAAACGGUGACUUUAAUGUCUUCAAUAAAAUGAGCGAAGGCGUCUCUUGCUAUGUCGCACGCCUGAACAACUCCCAGGAUGCAGCAACACUCAUCGACAGUGCGAUUCGCGAAUGCUGGAUCCGCAGCCGUCCUGUUUACAUCACUCUUCCCACUGAUAUUGUCGGUGCAAAGGUUGACGGUGAUCGCCUGAAGACACCUAUUGACCUUUCACUGCCUAAGAAUGACCCGGAGAAGGAGGAUUACGUGGUCAACGUUGUCCUGAAGUAUCUUCAUAGUGCAAAGAAUCCCGUCAUUGUGGUUGAUGCCUGUGCUAUUCGCCACCGCGUUCUAGAGGAAGUGCGCGAUUUGGUGGAGAAGUCUGGCAUGCCAACCUUCGUGACUCCAAUGGGCAAGGGUGCCGUUAAUGAGACCCACAAGAAUUUCGGUGGUGUUUAUGCUGGCAAUGGUUCUAACCCUGGAGUCAGCGAUGCAGUAGAGUCAUCCGACCUGAUUCUGAGCAUUGGAGCGAUCAAGUCCGAUUUUAACACCACCGGAUUCACUUACCGCAUCGGACAACUGAAUACCAUUGACUUCCACAGCACCUUUGUCCGAGUGCGGUACUCGGAAUAUCCCGACAUCAACAUGAAGGGUGUUUUGCGAAAGGUCAUCCAGAAGAUGAACCCUCUGUCUCCUGCUCCGGCUCCUGCACUCACGAACAUACUGCCCGAGAGCGAGAAAACGUCGAACGAUCAGAUUAUCACCCACAAAUGGCUGUGGCCGAUCGUGGGACAGUGGCUCAAAGAGAAAGACAUUGUUUUGACGGAGACUGGCACUGCCAACUUUGGUAUUUGGGAUACCCGCUUCCCUGCGCAUGUUACUGCCAUAAGCCAAGUCCUUUGGGGCAGUAUUGGCUAUUCUAUGGGAGCCUGCCAGGGGGCUGCUCUCGCCGCAAAGGAGGAGGGAGGCCGCCGAACUAUUCUCUUCAUCGGCGAUGGGAGUAUGCAGCUGACGGUGCAGGAACUAAGCACAAUCCUCAGAAACAAGUUGAAUCCUAUUGUCUUUGUCAUCUGCAACGAAGGCUACACCAUCGAGCGAUACAUCCACGGAUGGGAUGCAGGAUACAAUGACAUCCAGCCUUGGGAAUUCGCCGACAUUCCCAAGGCCUUCGGUGGGAAAGAAAACUACCAGGGCUACCGAAUCAAGACCCGUGAUGAACUCAAGAAGCUGUUCGCCGAUAAUGACUUUAACGUGUCUGACAAGCUUCGGCUGGUCGAGCUGUACAUGCCUCGCGAGGAUGCCCCUGCCGGCUUGAAGUUGACUGCCGAGGCCGCUGCGAACCGUAACAAGUAA